AUGAUCAAGAGACCAACAACUACACGACGAUUGCUCUUUCUCUGUUUGGGGUUGUUGUCCCCUGGAACAUGCGCCUUUGCUCCCUCCGCACCGUCAACAACAACAAGAACAUCUACUGAGUUGUCGGCAUUUGGCCGUCGCCAAGUCUUCCGUGGACUGCGACGAGUGGUGUUUGCCGGUACUGCCGCAAGCGUCUUCCAAAGGGAAGCCGCAUUGGCCGAAGCGGCACCCACAACGGGACGCAUCGUGGAGAUAGAGUUUGCCAAUGUGGAUGGAUCGUCGACUCAGUCCGGCAAGGUCAAAGUGCAAAUGAGACCCGAAUGGGCUCCACGAGGAGCGGCGCGAUUUGAGGAACUGACUAUGUCUGGCUUUUGGAACAACUGCAAGAUCUUUCGGGUGUUGCCUGGUUUUGUGGCGCAAUUUGGUAUCCACGGCGACACGGAAGUCCAAGCGCAAUGGAGAUCCAAUGCCAUUCCCGAUGAUCCCGUCCGCGUGUCCAAUCGCCGUGGAACCGUCGUCUUUGCUACCAAUGGACCCAACACUCGAACCUCUCAAGUUUUCAUCAAUACGCGAGACGAAGGCAAUGCGUUUUUGGACCGACAGGGCUUUGCGCCCUUUGGUGAAGUAAUUGAAGGAAUGGACAUUGUCGACAAGUUUUACAGUCAGUACGGGGAAGGCGAACCAGACGGCAACGGACCCAACCAGGGUUUGAUGCAACAAAAGGGUGACGCCUAUCUCAAACGAUUCCCCAAACUGACGUACAUUCGAGAUGCCAAGUUCCUCUCGUAA
Messenger RNA from Seminavis robusta, 789 nucleotides. The record is from the annotation of a GenBank genome assembly. Lineage: Eukaryota; Bacillariophyta; Bacillariophyceae; Naviculales; Naviculaceae.